This is a messenger RNA of Hydra vulgaris (swiftwater hydra), 1228 nucleotides long. RefSeq lists its product as uncharacterized. Lineage: Eukaryota; Metazoa; Cnidaria; Hydrozoa; Anthoathecata; Hydridae. The record is from RefSeq and is a predicted model, not a curated record.
AAGAAAAAAAAUAUCUUUUGAAAAGAAAGAGAGCUUUAUUUGAAAGAGCCUUGAGUGAAAAGUUAAUUUUAAAAAACUAUGGAUGAAAUAGAAUUAUUUUUGGAAAACAGUUCUAAAGAUAAAAAUAUUAUAAAUCGAAUCAUAUCGUCGGAAAAUUCACAAAGAGAUGCAAAACUGUUUAUGGAAAAUAAAGUUCCACCAAACGAAAAAGUAAUUUUACUACAAAUACUAGAAGAAUGGGAUAGAGAAUACUACAGUGAUGAAUGUAGCGAUGGGAUCGUUCGAAAAGAAGCUGUACCAAUUAUUACAAACUGGCUUAAAAACGCAACCGGCUACGAUGUUGCAAUUGCACGAAAGUUCUUGAGUUUUCUCACUGCACAAAAGCAAAAGAGAGAUAUGGACACUAAGAGUGCAUCUAGAAUGCUUACAGCGUCAAGUAAACGAAAAGUCAAAACGCCUAGGGUUACAAAGUAUGGUGUUAUCAAACCAAAAAUGCUCUCUAGUGAUCAACUAAUUACUAGAUCCAAUACAAUGGGAAUGUUCCAAUUUUUCCCGCAUGGUACUGGUUUAAAGGGAACGAACGGAAUAACUCAAAAUGCAGCAAAACCACAUUCUACACGAAGAGGUAGCCUUUCUAGCAGACUAAGGUACAGUGCGCAUAUGCAAGAGUUUUUAGACGAUAAUCCAACGAUAAGAUCCUUAACAAGUGCUCGAUCCACAAUGUUUGAAACUCAAUCUAAUCAUUUUGCUCCUGUUAAUCCAAUAAUUGCUCACCAUAAAUACAAUUACUGUGAGCCACCUGUUAAAGCAGUAAGUGAAAUGAAUGUCGAGGAUUCAAAUGAAAAUAGUUAUACAACGCGAGCUCAUCACAAAAGAUUUUAUUUACCUGAAGCUGAACCACAAGAGAGUGUGGAAAUGUGUGAAAAGGGGACAGAAAUACGUAGCAUUGCUCAUCAUAAAAAUAAUUUUCAGUUUAUUUCAGAUUCAAAUGAUACUACAGAUGAACCAGUUUUGACUUGGGCUGGAAGAAAAUGGCAUCACAAAACACUUUAUGGACAGUACGAUUUUGAACAAAGAGAGUCUAUCGAAAAUUAUUCUCCACGAAAAAUGCAUCAUAAAUUUAAUUACGAACUACAAACUUAAAUUUGGCAAUAUGUGAAUUUAUAAAAAAGCAUAUUUACAUAUUGCAUUAUUAUAUUUUAUUUUAACAUUUUAAGUUAUUAGUUUA